This is a messenger RNA of Penicillium macrosclerotiorum, 972 nucleotides long. RefSeq lists its product as uncharacterized. The record is from RefSeq and is a predicted model, not a curated record. Bases 1 to 972 code for a protein of 323 amino acids. Lineage: Eukaryota; Fungi; Ascomycota; Eurotiomycetes; Eurotiales; Aspergillaceae. The transcript is spliced from 3 exons.
AUGUCUCCCGACCUGAACUCUCUACCACCAUCCCGCUCGUCGUCCUCCUCCUCCUCUCUACCGCAUCGUAACCCGCCCUCAGCGUCUCCUGGCACCAUCCCCGCAUCCGUGAACCCGAGCACGACCUCGCCUCGACCUUCGCGCGGGUCCAGUAUGGGCCGAUUAUCGGUCUCUGAACGACGGCGCUCCGCCGCAGGCAUGCAUUUGAACCUCGGCGAAGCAGUUGGACAAGGCUCGGGAAAUAACAGUGACGCGCCUUGGGCCGAGCAUCGUAGCUCGAUGGGCCAUGCAUUCCGCACGGCCAGUCCCACCAGUCACGGCGGCAGCCCCGUCUUCGCAACCGCCGACCCGCACCACCAGCGGGCGCCGUCACUUGGAGAGCUGCACCAGGAAUUGGAGCAGGAGCAGGAAGCGCAAGUGAACCGCCUGCUGCAGAUGAUUCGCAGUCAACAAGCUCAGUUGCAACAACUUCAACAGAACCAACAGAACCAACAGGCGUCGGGCACGGCAGUCAUCGAUGAUACCACCCCUUCGUCCGAACGGUCAACUUCGUUUUUCCCGCCUAUCCCGCCGCCUGCUGUAGGCACUGGUAGCCGACUGUCAAUUUCCUCGUCUCUCUCGAACCGUCGAUCAUCUCGCCCAUCCAGCCAAACAACCUCUCCGAACUUACGGCCACAAGAUGCCUCGCGAUCAUCCGAGACGGAGGCCUUCCCGGGAUGGCGAGAGAGUACAUCCCGAAGGGGUAGCCGAGAUGAAAGUGCAUACUACCAAGCCGAAGCUGCCAUGCUGAGCCGAGAAAAUCAAAUGCUUCGGCACCGGAUUCGCGAGUUAGAACGACAGAUCGGCGACUUGACUACUUCCACAAGACCGUCCAGCACUACUGCGGCCGGAUCGGGCGGCUCAGCGCCGGGGCAAGAGGGGGCCGAAACGGUCGACCCGCAUACCGUGAGAUCGGCAGACGGGAAGGAUUGA